Mustela erminea (ermine) is the source of this 1634-nucleotide messenger RNA. RefSeq names its product interferon induced protein 44 like (gene IFI44L). The transcript has 9 exons. The record is from RefSeq and is a predicted model, not a curated record. NCBI's taxonomy places the organism in Eukaryota, Metazoa, Chordata, Mammalia, Carnivora, Mustelidae. Bases 139 to 1452 code for a protein of 437 amino acids.
UUUCUUUUUUUCUCAAACCGGAAGAUACCGGUCUCAGCAGAACCUUUCAGUCUCCAAACUGGCUGCUGGAUACAGGAAACAGAGAACCUACCACUACAUGUAAGCUCCCUCCAACUCUUAAAACACAGAUACAGAACAAUGGCAGUGGUAACCAAAUUGACAUGGAGUCAGCAGAAGAGUCUGGAGAAGAUGCUUGGGAACGUGUCCUUGAGACUUCUUUAUAAGUCUAGUGUCCAUGAGAGUGACAUUCGUAGAAUGAAUGAAAAGUGCACUCGUCAGGGACCUACUGUAACAAUAAUUUAUGUUGGUAACUUUGUUUUGGGGGUUUUUAUGCUUGGGGAUCAUCCUGAAGAGCAUAACAAUUUAAAAAGGGCCAACCCCUCCUUCUAUUUUUCGUUUCAAAAGAAUGAUAUAAAUGCAAUGAAAACUGCAGUUUUAGAAACAGAAACAAAAAUUAAUUCUGGACAAAUGGUAUGUUAUUCUUCUGGCCAAGAGGUGUUUUCUCUACAUCCAGGCGAAAGCAGCUUUUCUGUGGAUGAUUCAUUAAAGAAUACUUUAGGCAUAUAUUUUCGUUCUGGCAGCAAGUAUUCGGAAUGUGAAGUUUUUCACGUUGACGGAAUUGGGGAUGAUAAAAACUACAUAAGCAAGAUAACAGGAGCCACCAAGCACAGAAAUUCACUUCUAGUCGAACUCAGAACCUACAAGCCCUGUGUAGACUUUGUUUCAGAAAUUCGUAUUCUCUUGCUGGGUCCAGUUGGGUCUGGAAAGUCUAGUUUUAUCAAUUCAGUGAAGUCUGUUUUCCAAGGCCGUCUGACUCGCCAAGCCAGAGUGGGGUCUGAUGUCACCAGCAUUACUGAACAGUAUAGGAUAUAUCCUAUUAAAGAUGGGAGACAUGGCAAAUACCUGCCAUUUAGGUUGUGUGACUCCAUGGGCCUACAUGAGAAAGAAGGAGUUGGAUUGUGCAUGGAAGACAUACCCUACAUCUUAAAAGGCUGCAUGCCAGACAGAUAUCAGUUGAACCCCAGUAGACCAAUUACACCCAGUCAUCCUAACUUCAUUGCCUCUCCGUCACUGAAGGACAGGAUUCACUGCGUGGCUUAUGUCCUAGAUAUCAACUCUAUCAAUGAUCUCUCCUCUAAGAUGGUGGCAAAGUUCCAACAAAUUCAGAAAGAAGUCUUGAGCUAUGAUACAGCCUGUGUACUCUUGCUUACUAAAGCAACUAAUGGCGGUGAAUUUCUUCAAGGCAAUUUUUCAAACAUGGAUAAACCUAUGACUUUCCAGAGCCAGAUAGUGGAUGCCAGCAAAAUGUUAAAUAUUCCUAUUUAUAAUACAUUCGUGGUUGAAAAUUACACAUCAGAGUGGGAGCUGGACCCUGUAAAGGACACUCAGAUUCUCUUUGUGCUGAGGCAGAUGUUACGGGUAGCAGAGGACUUCUUUGAGGACUUGCCUUGAGGAAACAGAAGGGAAGACUGGAAGAGAAUGAAAUGCUGGAGAGAAGAAAUGGACGUGAAGGAGGGAGAAUGUUUUACUUAUCUUUGGCUGAAGAUAUGAAUUUAAGCUAAUUAAAAAGAACAGAUAUUUCUUAAGGACUUAACAUGUUAUUUCUGUAAAAAAAAAAACAAAGUUUUCAUUAA